Durusdinium trenchii is the source of this 627-nucleotide messenger RNA. NCBI's taxonomy places the organism in Eukaryota, Dinophyceae, Suessiales, Symbiodiniaceae. The record is from the annotation of a GenBank genome assembly.
AUGCAGAUCUUUGUGAAGACCCUGACUGGAAAGACCAUCACUCUGGAUGUGGAGGCCUCUGACACCAUUGACAACGUGAAGGCCAAAAUUCAGGACAAGGAGGGGAUCCCCCCAGAUCAGCAGCGUCUGAUCUUUGCCGGAAAGCAACUUGAGGAUGGCCGUACCUUGUCAGACUACAACAUCCAGAAGGAGUCCACCCUGCACUUGGUGCUGCGCCUUCGAGGGGGCCAUUGCCAAGUCCCAUGCGGAAUCUUUGAUGAUCCAAAGCUUGUGGCUGACGUGAAGGAGGCUGUGGCAACAAUCAAGAAGGCGAUGGUUCAGAUCGGUGAGCUCUCUGCCAGCAUGACCCCGCUCAACAUCAAUCAAAUGACCCGCUGGGUGAACACUAAGGAAGAGCAUGCAGGCAAGAUCGUGAGCCUCAUGUCUGAAUACUGCCUGUGCCAACGUGUGAAGCCUGUGACCGACCCCAAGACGCCCUUCAGCAGCGAGGCGGACUAUAUUGCCGCACUGCAAUCCCACCACCAGGUGAUGCUGGCCGCGGUGAAAUGCAAGCAGAACGUCGAUCCUGCCCUAGCAGAUGCUUUGGAUGCGGCUGUGGCUGAGAUGAGCAAGAUGUACCUGAAGUGA